CUCGAUAUCGCACGGAAUCACGGACGGCGAUCAAACAUGGCGAUUCAGUCGCUGUUUACGGUACGGGCGUAUGGUUCAUAGUGCCGCGGCGGUGAGUAUCGGUGCACGAGAGGGACUUUCUAACGGUGAUACGCGCUUGUGCCAUCGCAAAUUGACGGAUUUUGCUUGAUAUCGCAAGUAUGGAGAUUCAUAGGCCGGAAAGGACGACGGAGAAAGUGUCGGGCGGCAUUGAUGGUGACACGAUGGGCGUAAAAGCGGAGCCGAUGCCUGCGGCGUCAUCGCUUCCAGUCCCGAAGCUGCUCCCGCGAUCUGUCGGCGGAAACACGAACAACUUGGUCUGCUCCGACGCGAACAACUUGAAGAACGUUCAUCUGAAAUCACUUGCGAAUACCUAUGGAAGACUAGAGAGUGGUAGCGGUAGUGGUGAUCAAGAUGGUGGUCAACACGAAGAUGGUGUGGACAUCGCAGCGAAGAAAAGAAGAACUCGCAGGGGUAAACCCAAACAUAGGAAGUUGAAGCCAUAUUCGAAGCAGCAGUUAUCUUGCCAGCAACAUAUGCGCAGUAGAUACAUCGGACGAAUUGUAAAAACUGGUAGAACACAGCCACCGGCUCCGUACAAUACCACACAAUUUCUCAUGGACGAUCACAGUGAUCUACCUGAUCUCGAGCAAAAAUUAUCGGAAGCUGCGUCGUUGGAGGUACCUGCCAUGUUUCAGAAGCCACCGGCGCCGCCGCGUACUCGCGAUUCAAGUUUUAGCGUUGAUUCUGAUGAGGAUUACUUUUACUCAUCUCCGGAAGACGAGGAGGAAUUCUUAACGAAGGAAUUCUCGAAUGCGUACGAAGAUCUUCACGCGGAGAGGUUGAGCAAUCUGUCAAAGUCCCAGCUGAUACAGGAAUAUUUGCAGUUAGAGACUAGAAUGGACGUAUUGCGGCAACGCGGUAAGAAUUUCCAUCAGAUGGAGGAAAGGGACGCGGAAAAUAAGACGACUGAUUCGGAGACAGCCAAGAAGCUGAAGCUGUGUCAGCAACGGAUCGAUGACCUGUUGCAGCAAAACGAGCAGUUAAGACGAGAGAACGAGGUGUUGCGCACGAAAAAAAUAUUACGCGCCAGCAGCUCGGAGUCGAGCGUCGACAGCGAAAGCGACAGCGACAGUUCUAGUAAUAGCAACAAGAGUAGAUGCAGUUGCUCUCUCUCGAGUCCCGGGACGUCCCCUAAGAAUGCUUACAACAACUCUAGGCUAGAUAAUAAUUGCAAAGCGGAUAGUAAGGAAGACAGUUGCGGUACCGGUCAGAGCGACGGCAGUCCCCGAGCAUGCACGACACCCACCAAUCUCUCCAACGGUCAUGCGACUAUGAGCGAAACCAAAAGUUUCCCCACCUAAGUAGAUUCUGAACAGGAUUUCAUCACAUGUGUCGUGUUCGAUAUCGUACCCUCAUUUGUAGAAGGGUUCGAACAUGCGUUUCCCAAAUUUCGGAAGUCGACGUCCAACGGGAGAAUUUUUUCUAAUAUUUUAGGCUUCCGCCGUGUUUUGACAAAUAUUUCGUAACGAGGGAGAAUUUGCUUUUGAUUAAUUUUCACACGAUAGGUUCUCUCAUUGGAUAUGUCGGAUAUGCGUCUCGAAGUGCAUGCAGAAGACAGUGUUCGAACCGUUUUGCAAACGAGUAUACAUAAAGCUCGGAAGUUACCGACUGCGUUUAGAAGAUGUAAUGAUUGAUUGCCCACUAGUGGGGAUAUUCUAAAGCCAUCAUGAGUGAAAAAAAAUUGUAUUUGAAAAUAUAAUCUUUAUUAAUCUCACACAGGCGAUAAUAAUCAUUGAUCAUUUAAUUGAUGACUGUCAGUUGAACCGCGCCCCUCCUUCAAGAUCUUUCCAUUCGGCGGUCGCUAAACGCUGAGAAUGAAGAUAUUGAUGUAAAUUGAAUUGUCAGCGGUGGAUUGUGUGUGUGUGCGUGUGUGUGUCAACGGGCACCCGAAUGGAGAGAUUGUCAACCUUACGAGACGGUAAUGACCGAGCAUUUGAUUGUGGAGCUACCACUAGAAGCCAUGCUAUAUGCUACUAUAACGAUUCUAUGUAUCUCUCAAUAGCAAAAAAACCUCGUUUUCCGAUGAA
Messenger RNA from Dinoponera quadriceps, 2108 nucleotides. RefSeq names its product protein HEXIM (gene Hexim). The record is from RefSeq and is a predicted model, not a curated record. The coding region runs from base 180 to 1382 and encodes 400 amino acids. Lineage: Eukaryota; Metazoa; Arthropoda; Insecta; Hymenoptera; Formicidae. Gene Ontology annotation, biological process: negative regulation of transcription by RNA polymerase II; negative regulation of cyclin-dependent protein serine/threonine kinase activity. Gene Ontology annotation, cellular component: nucleoplasm; cytoplasm; nucleus. The transcript has 2 exons. Gene Ontology annotation, molecular function: 7SK snRNA binding; cyclin-dependent protein serine/threonine kinase inhibitor activity.